This is a messenger RNA of Rhipicephalus microplus (southern cattle tick), 509 nucleotides long. RefSeq lists its product as uncharacterized. The record is from RefSeq and is a predicted model, not a curated record. Lineage: Eukaryota; Metazoa; Arthropoda; Arachnida; Ixodida; Ixodidae.
AUGGGAUACGUGUUCUGCCUCGUCAUAUUUCAAAGCGGCAACCGGCGAAAGCUGAAGCUGGCUACGGGGGCCUACUCCGAGUUGGUGGAGAAACUGACCGGAAUCGUGGAUGUCGAUCACAGAAACACCCUGGUCCAGAUGUUUGACACUGAUCUGGACGAUUUCGUGGACCUUGUACCUGGAGAGAAAAUUCCUAACAAAGCAAAACUACGCGUCAUCUCAAGGAGGGCUUCAGCGCUGUGCAAUCCAGCUGUGGCUACUGCUGGUCGGAGUGUUGCACCCCCUUGUCUGCAAAAUCUUCCUGUAACAGAGCCACCUUUAGUCAAAGAACAAAGGGAAGUUUCGGUGCAAGCAUGUGAAGCUGAAAUUCAAGAAGCCAGCAGUGGUUCCAUGGAGACACCUGAACCAGUGUUCGUCGUCGAAAUUCCUAGCGAGACUGUGCGUUGCUCAGACGCUGCUGUCCAGACCGUGCCAUUUGGCGGUUGUGGCAGUCCUGGGUGCAUGGCUGC